Molecule: messenger RNA, 965 nt
Organism: Meleagris gallopavo (turkey)
Lineage: Eukaryota; Metazoa; Chordata; Aves; Galliformes; Phasianidae
Source: RefSeq, a predicted model, not a curated record
AUGCUGAAGUCACUCGGCUUCUUUGGAGAGUUAAAAAUCGGAGCCCAGCAGGAGGAAGGUGAUGUCCUGGAGAUUGGUGGGGGAAAAAAAGGAUUAGUGCUGCCCAAAAGUAAGCUUUGUCUUCAUAGAAUAACCAAGGAAUACUGGAGUAACUUUGUGCUGUUACUUUUUUUUCUAAACUUCUCUUUCUUUUUCUACCCCACAGUUGCUCUUGGUCGUAAUCAGCCCUUGAAAAAAGAGAAACCAAAAUGGAAAAGUGAUUACCCGAUGACGGACGGACAGCUGCGCAGUAAGAGAGACGAGUUUUGGGACACAGCACCAGCUUUCGAAGGCCGCAAGGAGAUUUGGGAUGCCCUCAAGGCUGCUGCACACGCUUUUGAGAGCAAUGAUCAUGAACUGGCACAAGCAAUCAUUGAUGGUGCAAACAUAACACUACCGCAUGGUGCUCUUACAGAGUGUUACGAUGAACUGGGCAACCGGUACCAGCUCCCCGUCUACUGCCUCGCUCCGCCCAUCAACAUGAUCGAGGAGAAGGGCGACCUGGAGACUCUGGACAUCCCUGACCCACCGCCCAACUCAGGGCACGAAUGCCAGCUCCGUUUGCGCCUGUCCACAGGCAAAGACCUCAAACUGAUGGUCCGCAGCAUGGACACGGUGUACCACAUGAAGAGGCGGCUGCACGCAGUGGAGGGAGUGGAGCCCGGCAGCCAACGCUGGUUCUUUUCGGGUCGGCCGCUCGCAGACAAAAUGAAACUGGAGGAGCUGAAAAUCCCAAAGGACUACGUGGUGCAAGUCAUUGUGAGCCAGCCCUUAGCAAACCCGACCCCGGUGGAAAACUGAUUUCUGCUUGUUUAUCGGUUCUCCUUCUUUCCCUCUCUGUUGUGGGACUGAUUUUCACUGCCCUGUCUUCUUUCGUUUUGUCCUGCUAAUGGAUUGGUUCCAAGAAUUGACCAGCAAAAAUUCCA